CGGCAGGUUAAGAAUGGCGGUAGAUAAGACUUCUGUUCCAGCGAGUUCUUGUCGCUUGCUACCUCUAAAAUCCACCCUUUCCUCGUUGUAUUUACUAACAUCGUUUUUUGGCCACAAAAAUUGUUUCCAUCACAAGUGCUUCAGGCUGGGACUAGGGAUUUGGGUGACAAAUAUAUUGAUACAUUUUGUGAUGGACUUUUACGAAGCAUACGCGAUCUUUGGAACUGCCUGGGCGACCGUUAUAGGAAUGUAUCUUAUUACUUUUAUCGUCGCAAGUAGCACCUUGGCAAAGACCACUUUACCAUGGUUGGAAAACAGCCUGAUUAUGUUGCAUGAAAGUGGCCACUAUCCUGAGACCUUGCGUUAUAUGAGGAUCAUCUUGAAGGUGGCUCCAGUAGUUGUGAUUUGCAUGGGCUGCGCUGGUGGUGCAGGUCAAUACACCUGCUACUACGUGGAUGGUGCAACGCGUUUGGACUUCAACGACGCUCUCCCUCAUUGGCUGGUCAUUUUUCUAAAUAUCGUGAGAUUUACCAGCCUUCUUCACAUGUUCUGUGGCUACUCUCUGUUCCUCGUCAUCCCAGUUUCUGUUGCAAUCAUUUCACAUCUCUCCAUGAAAGAGUUCAAAAGUUAUAUGGAUAAAGAAUUGCAGAAUCUAAAGACGAACAUGACCUUUGGAACAGCAGUGACGUUGUUCGAAGAACGUGUUUGUUUUAUCAGUGAGUCAUCCAAAUCAUGUUCGAUGCUGUUGGUAAUUCUGGUUAUGUCGUCAACACUUUCCUUCACAUUGAACGUUUACAACUUUUUGUUUGUCCAACGCCUCGCGGUUUAUUUUUGGUUUGCUGUCCUGCCAUUGCUUUGGAUUGCUAUUCCUCUCGCAGUUGGGGCAUGGGCGACGGACACCUACCAGACAUUUGCUGGAGUAGUCCUCAAGAAUUGGGCCCGGACGUCCGGGGAUAACUCUUCCGAUUCCUCGCAAGGAAUGGUGACGAGUGAUGUCUCGCCAGAGAUGGCUUGUAUCACGUGCCGCGAUUCUGCACGUGCAAAAUUAUCAAACAAAAUCUCGGGUUGCCACUAUGCGAGCAAAAAAUUUCGAACGAAUUUACGGAAUGUAGUUGUUCGACCAUUGCAGAUCGAGCCCUCUGCUCAAAAUGCUUGCACCGUCCAAUCGGAGUUAACUGAAGAUAUAAAAAACAUGCCUUGUGUUGAUAUGGUCGAGCCUGCUGUAGCCAGCAAAAAGACAGAUCAGUGGACGUGCGAGGCUGAGGUGCUACAACUUAGACCAGAGUCUGUCCUUAGUGGGGAAUCAAUUGGUCUGCGAAGUAACCCAGGCUACCCAGCAGAUAGGUUUGAUUUCGAGAGGUAUAUUAUAUAUCUACAAUGUUUGUUACCAGAUGUUGGCUUCUCUGUAGCUGGGUGCCUUUUGACGUGGGACAAAGUGUUUGGGUUGGCAGUCUUCAUGAUAUCAUUAGCAGCAGUGUUUAUACAGGAGGUGAUGUUUGGUAGCAGAAAGAACACGAUUGGUCGACCAUAACUUUGACUUGAUUAGAAACAAACUACGAUGACACCAUACCAUUGCAUGGCGACCCGUGAAAUAAUUAAAAAGUUUUAAAUAAUCAAUUCUCUUUUUAUUGCACAGCAAUAAUAAUA
Molecule: messenger RNA, 1647 nt
Organism: Dendronephthya gigantea
Lineage: Eukaryota; Metazoa; Cnidaria; Anthozoa; Malacalcyonacea; Nephtheidae
Exons: 4
Coding region: 14-1531 (505 amino acids)
Source: RefSeq, a predicted model, not a curated record